UUUCAGGCGGGACUGUAAUCCUCGGCUCGGCCAGCGACUUGUUCGCCCUUCGCUUGCUUGUUGCCGCUUCCGCUUCCGGUAGCAGGUAGCGGCUUUCUGUCCUAGGUGGCUAUGGCGGGGAGCCGGCUGGAAACGGUGGGGAGCGUGUUCUCCCGGACGCGGGAUCUGAUGCGGGCCGGUGUGUUGAAGGAGAAACCACUGUGGUUUGACAUAUAUAAGGCCUUCCCACCUCUGAGAGAACCUGUCUUCCAAAGGCACCGUUUGCGAUAUGGCAAAGCCAAAGCUUCUAUCCAGGACAUCUUUUACCAUGAGGAUCAGAUUCGAGCGAAAUUCUUUUCAGCCUAUGGAUCUGGUCACAAAGCUUUUGAUCUGUUCAACCCAAACUUCAAGUCUACCUGUCAGCGGUUUGUGGAGAAAUACAUGGAGCUGCAGAACCUCGGAGAAACAGAUGAAGAGAAGUUGUUUGUGGAAACGGGGAAGGCUUUGUUGGCAGAAGGUGUCAUUUUAAGACGAGUAAGAGAAGCAAGGACUGUCAAUGUAAGACCCCAAGCUUCAUCAGAAGGAAACCAGCCCCAGGAGGAAGAUGCCCAGGAGCAGCAGGCGCAGGCGCAGCAGGAGCCAAAGACGGCCCUCUCCCCUCCCUGAGGCCCGCUGUGGCUGGACUAA
Messenger RNA from Acomys russatus (golden spiny mouse), 666 nucleotides. RefSeq names its product mitochondrial ribosomal protein S23 (gene Mrps23). NCBI's taxonomy places the organism in Eukaryota, Metazoa, Chordata, Mammalia, Rodentia, Muridae. Gene Ontology annotation, cellular component: mitochondrion; ribosome. Bases 112 to 645 code for a protein of 177 amino acids. The record is from RefSeq and is a predicted model, not a curated record. Gene Ontology annotation, molecular function: structural constituent of ribosome. The transcript is spliced from 5 exons. Gene Ontology annotation, biological process: translation.